This is a messenger RNA of Sebastes umbrosus (honeycomb rockfish), 944 nucleotides long. It is a transcript of the gene cart3, whose product is annotated as cocaine- and amphetamine-regulated transcript protein. Gene Ontology annotation, molecular function: neuropeptide hormone activity. The transcript is spliced from 3 exons. Gene Ontology annotation, biological process: G protein-coupled receptor signaling pathway; adult feeding behavior; positive regulation of MAPK cascade. The record is from RefSeq and is a predicted model, not a curated record. NCBI's taxonomy places the organism in Eukaryota, Metazoa, Chordata, Actinopteri, Perciformes, Sebastidae. The coding region runs from base 82 to 456 and encodes 124 amino acids.
AAGGAUUAAGGUGGAGCGAGCUGAUGGCAGGAGUCAGAUAAAAAGGUGUUUGUCUCUCUGGAGGAGCGACUAUAUGUGACCAUGCAGACCGACUCCAGGCUGCUCAGCGGGGCGCUGCUCUGCACGCUGCUGCUGCUGCUCUCCACAUCCUCCAGAGUCUCCGGAGACCAGGACCUGGACCCGGAGUCCGACGAGGAGCUGAGUCCCAGAGCCUUGAGGGACUUCUACCCGAAAGGUCCGAACCUGACCAGCGAGAAGCAGCUGCUCGGAGCUCUCCAAGACGUUCUGGAAAAGCUGCAAGCUAAACGACUGCCUUCAUGGGAAAAGAAAUUUGGCCAAGUCCCAACGUGUGAUGUUGGUGAGCAGUGCGCAGUGAGGAAAGGAGCUCGGAUUGGGAAGAUGUGCGACUGUCCUCGGGGAGCUUUCUGCAACUUUUUCCUGCUGAAGUGCUUAUGAGCCUCCACGGACCUGAAUGUAGCAUCGAGAUGAGGAGGAAGGAAACAUAAAAACAAAAAAAAACUGUCACUCGAUUCCUUUGUAAUUACUGUCAUAUUUUUUUAUGAUACAGCUGAGGAGCAGGUGGGGUGACUGCAAGUUAAAAGAAUGAUAACUAGAGGGAUGUUAUGGUGAUGGACAGGAGAUGAGAACAUUAUAAAGACCCAUAUACAGUUAAAUAUCCAGAACCACUUUAAUGUCUGUAGGAAACCACAGGAUCGUUGUUGUGAUGAUGAUGUAGUAGGAGCUUCUUAUUAAUUCACCCACAAUUAAUGCACAAUAAACUGUGAGGACCACAUGCACACUGUAAAGUCUUAACAGCAAUAUUAUGGGAUUUAUUAUAGUGAUUCUGUCUUUUGAACUUGAACUAUUUUGUUUCAGAUGAAUGUUUGUGUAUGAAAUCAUGAUAAUAAUAAUAAUAAUAAACAUCAUUAUUGUUUUGUAAAGCA